Messenger RNA from Amoebophrya sp. A25, 2163 nucleotides. The record is from the annotation of a GenBank genome assembly. Lineage: Eukaryota; Dinophyceae; Syndiniales; Amoebophryaceae.
AUGGGACCAAAAAAGGCGGAUAAGAAAGCUGGUGGGGGAGACGGCGAGAAGGACUAUGACGCGGAAAACAAAAUGCUUCAAAAACGUGUCGAGGUCUUGCAGUAUCGAUUAAGUACUAACUACUUGAUGUAAAAACUACGACUUAUCUACUUGCUCCUGUUCAUUCAACCUGAAUUUACUAAUGUCUAUCAAAGAACUUACUACAAUGAAUGUCGAACUGGAAAGUAGAGGUAGUCCUAGGUAGAGGAAGAUGUAGAUCCGUGGCUUGCAUUUGUUCAGCCAAUAUGUGCAUGUUCUUAUGCAUAUGGUGUUUAUCACUAACACUAUCAUUUCUCCCACAAUGUGGACGGCGAACCACCUCCUAUCCUAUCCGUUCCUAUCCUAUCCUAUCCUAUCCUAUCCUAUCCUAUCCUAUCCUAUCCACAAUAAACAAAUCAGUGGUAACACUAUCCUUUCUCCCACAACAGUGGAACCCUAUCCUAUCCUAUCCUAUCCACAAUAAACAAAUCAGUGGGUGCAUGUUCUUAAUAUGGUUUUUAUCACUAUCCUUUCUCCCACAACAGUGGUGAAAGACGAUUCGAUCUCGCAGUGUAUGAGGGACGAAGAAGCCUAUAAAAAGGCUAUUGAGGAACUGGACACCGGAUUCAACCAGGAGAGCGAUAAGGCACUGCAGAACAGCGGGGAAAUGCAAAAUCAAUAUAGAUUAUGAAGAGCUCAGUAUUUGAUCAUGAAGAAAAACGACAGCGCCGGCGCUUAAUUAGUAGUAGAUACGUUCUUGCCUGACCUUUCUUUUUUCAGUUUUUGUUUUUUCUAGUUAGAUAUGCUCCCUCAACAUUAAUAGUACUUCUGUGGCGAGUACUAGCGGCCUGCUUUGGUGGCUGCUUUUGAUAUAUCUUAGUCAACGAAAUAGUUUCGAGUUGUGGUCCUCUUUGCUCAGUGACUAGUUGUAUCCCAUUUUAGGACAAAAAUCAAGUGUGAUCUUUAUCAGGAGAGUAGAAUUAGAAACACCUCUAAACCGCGAAAUGCAGAACAGCUUUAACGAGAGGAUAGAGGAGUUGCAAGUGCAGGUACUGUUUCUCUUCCUAUUAUUGACCUGCUUAUGCUUUGAAGAUAAGAGACUGUAGAGAUAGUAGUAAAUACUUACACAUCCACAUCAUGAUGUUGUUCUAUAACGAAGAUGUUAUUUUCUCAUUUUCUGGUCUUCAAAACUACUUAAACUUAUUCUUUUGCUGCAACAGGUUCUUGUUCUACUUCUACUAAAUGAGUAACUUCCACCUCCUCUCCGUCAACUCCAGGUAGCACAAUCAAAAGCCGAGAUCGAAGCAGUUAGGGAGGAGAUAGAGAAAACUGCAGUAGACAAAGACGAAAUCAUAGCAGCGAAGGAUGAGGAGAUAAGGUAAGGGGUUCUUAGAAGGUGAAGACGUCUUGGUGCUAAAUUCAGACAUUAAGGUAAGAGGUUCUUAGAAGAUGAAGACGUCUUGGUGCUAAUAAAUUCAUACGUACGUGGAUAAUUGUACUUCUAUGAUAACACAGACUAAGACGUCUUGGUGCUAAAUUCAUACAUUACGUAAGUGGAUAAUUCUUGUACUUCUAUGUAUGAUAACACUAAGUCUAAGAUGACAAUGACCUGUGAUGUAAAGAAUAUCCCGCUGCCACUUGUUCGUCUUCUACCCCUAGAAGAAGAUAUGUCGCAUCAUCUUCUGUCAUUUACUAGUAGUAGUACAGUCUCAUUUUAUACUUACUGGUACUCUUCCAGGUCACUAACCCUGAAGAUGGAGACCAUGGCAUUCGAGUUCGCGGACAUGCUGAAAGAGACGCUAGAUAAGAUGAGCCAGAGAAUCGAAAUUACGCACUCAAGCUGGGACAGAGACCCUACACGACCACCACUCAUGAACCGUUUGAAGGAAUUCAGUCUUACGAGUGACAGCUAGGACAACAAGGGUUCACCAGUGACAGCCAGAAGAGAUGAAGGGGGCUUGUUGCGGUACUGGGUUGUGAUUGAUUCAGUACAUUGAUGUGACGAUCAUGAGUUUGACGAUGUGACUUGCGGGAUUAUGAAGACACAGACGCACAAGCGAAACCGAUUUGACCUACGCUUUCUUGCUCAACAAGAUUCAAAAACUCCCCUAUUCUAGUACUUUGUAGAGAUACAUACAAAUUCAG